AACUGGCUCUAAUUCCCUCUAAAGAAGGUAGAAAUGGAAGAUGGUAUUAGAACUACAUCAAGCGAUCAAGGGAAUGUAAAACAAGGGAUAUUCAGUAGAAAUGGAGCAAUUGAAGCAGCUAAACUUAGCCAUGAAAUUGAAGAUUUUGAAAAAUUGAGUUAUUUUUGGAACCUUAAAUGACAUUUACAUACUCUCUGCCAAGCCCUUACUUAAAAAAAUCAAGGUAUGUCCCUCGGAUGAAUAGAAAAUAUUAUAUUACCCUGCCAAAGGACGUAAUUACUUUCUAUCUUGUUUGUUUGAAACCAUAAAAAAGGACAAGCACAGCUUUUCAAAACUAAGAAAAAUCAGUGUAAUACCAACCUCAACCAGAUCACACUUGGCCCUCUCACAAAAUCUUGUGACUUUAGAAGAUCUUGGAUCCAGGUUGUUGUUAGAAUAGUGUGCCCCAAGAUCUCAGCGGGAGAAUGCUUCAGGCUUGUCUACUACGGCGCCCUCGUCGGUCAUGUUUGCCGUUCGUACAUCAUCACUGUGGAUGCCUUAUAUGACGAUAACCACAAGAUCCAUCAAUCAUAUGCUCCACAAAUAGGCAUACGACAGCCCCUGAGCUUCACUCUCGCUCGAAACCAAGCCUGCGCUUGCUAAUUUAAUACAAGACUAUCUACAAAAUCAGCAUGUUAUAAUGGCCAGCAACUACAUUCCAAAAGACAAAGAAGACACACGUGAUUCAUCCAUCACCAAGAAAGGUACUACAUUUCUACUUUACAAAUUACAAAUUAUCCACACCUUUAAUGUUCGUUCUCCUCACAUGGUUUAGCACUCUAUGCCAGUAUUUCAUAUGAUACUCGUUACAUAUAUAGCCAAAAAUCAUAUUUAUAUCAAUAUAUACCAGAAUCCGCAAAGCAUACACCUGUCUGUGCACAUAUAUACAUGUACAUAAUAUAAAGCAAACGUAAUGUACACAUAGAAAAAUGUGUAUCUGCAGAUCUUUGUAUCUACAUAUCUAUGACAUUGGUUCAUUGUGCAACCUAUGAAAAUCACACGACCCACCUUUAGGGUACAGGCACGACUACACAGGUUCGGUUGUCCAAAAAAUUAUUGAGAACAAAAAGUUUUGCAUACAUAUCAUCCAAAUGGUGAAACCUCUAUACAAAUAUUCAUAUGUGUGUAUAUAUUUCUGUAUAUAUAGAAUAAUAUCACACAACAUAUCUCACAACAUUGUUAUACCUAUACUUGCACAGAUAACACAAAAGAACUUCUUGACAUUGUGCUGGAAACCACCAGCAAAGAUGAACUUAUUGAAUGUGGCCAACGCACACCCGAGAACACCAGGCACGGCCUCUCUGGUUACAAGAUACCAAAGAAAAAGCAACCAUCUUCUGCCCCUCUCAGAAAGAGGUCUGAAAAAACACAAACUCCCCCAGCCAGCAUAAUAGUGGGGCACACUAAGAGCAGUACGGCAAAUUGACUGCUCUCAUAUCCAACAGCCUGGCGAGUAGCUUCUACCACCAGGACAAAUCUGAAGAAUUUCAGAGACACGCAGAGAAAGAUCGAUAUCCUACUUUUCUCUACCCGGAAGUCAACGUCCGAUACAGAAAUGAUUUCUUGUCGGAUUUGCAAAAAUAAGUGGCAGAGGCCUGUUGCACGUUUGCAAGGACCAUGUGCAACAUACUGGCCUCUCAUCACGAAUCAAUGAGGUCAUCGCAAGAUGAUCUCACACAAAACUAUAUAGACAUGGCCAGGAAAAGAUAUCCCGGUGCUGGUAUUGUAUCGAGGGCAGAAACCCUGGCUAUGGACAAACAGAUAAAAUACAAAGGAACCAGAGAGGGCCCAACAACAGGCAACAAGCAGAAAGGCGAACGGCGUUCAACAAUUUUGAAUAUAUAAUUAAAUAACAAUAUACAUAUAAUUUUAUUUUAUUUUACAACUAUACUAUAAAACCUCAUUUACAUUGUCUUCUAUUGUUCUCGCUGCAUACAGGAUCCGAGGGUACACGUAAAUUCACAAAUCAACAUAUCAAAACAUGCCUUAGACAGAUUUUAGGCCAAAUAGGAAACAUCGCGUGAAAGCGAAAACACAAAAAUUUCGCAUAUUUAUUAUUCCAUGACCUUGAUUUUGUCCAAAUAUAUCUCUUUGUUAUAUAUCUGUUUUCUUGUUUUAAAGCCUGCCCCCCUCAGGUAUUGUUUUUUGCUCGAGUUUGCACAGUCCCAAUCAUACAAUGAUCGCUUAUAACAAAUUCGAGGACAAUAGUCUUGGUUAUAUUGUGUGGCAUGUUGGUCAAAAUGAGAUGAACUAGAUAUGUGGUCUCCUUAGUAAUUCUUGUAGGACACGUAACAAUUUAGGGAAAUCCAGAACAUGAAAUUAUGUGAUAUGGUGGUGAAGAGCCCCAGAAGAUAAAGGAGCCAUAGAAUACCGGAAUCCCAGAAUAUAGCGGAAUUUUUUUCUAAAUUUUUUUAUUAUUUUGAUCUUGGAAUUGGUAUAAAUUAUCAGUUGUACCAUUAGUUUAAUGUGUUGUCGUUAUUUUCAAGAAUAAAAAUCUAUCAAAUCGCUUUUAGAAUCAAAACUAGGAUCGGAAUGUCAACAUGAAAAAAAACUUCAUAUGCAGUCGAAAAUAAGUGGAAAACACUUAAUCAACUGAGGAUUGUACAUAAAAGCAAAAGUUACUGUUCAAAUAAUACAAAUCUGACUAAAAUUCAGCAAGGAAAGAGGGCUUAUCAAUCUCCCUUACAAUUAGAAAGAUUUCCAAGAGACAAAGCACAACUGUGUGUCAUAGAUCUGAGGUAACUUUUAAAGGAGGGAGGAAACCGUCCGCACCUGCGACUCUUGGCAGCGAAAGUGGCCUAUGGUAAUGCUUGCUUGCAGCCUGCGUGCAUAUCUUUUUCCACUUUUGCAAGAUUCCCAGUAAUUUUGCGCAUUAGUGCUUGUGAUAAACACACCUGCGUAAAUAAAAUUGGCCCGAAGGGCCCUGGAAUAGGCUUGCUGUUUUUCUUCAAACCUUCUAUAAAAUACUCUCUUGGAAAUUGUUAAACUAGUAAAAAUCUUCCGAUUGGAAAAAACUUUCAGCGAAGGUGAAUAUAUAAUUAUGCAUACAUAGAUGUAUAACUGAACUUUUUUGUUUUAAAAUGUUACUAAUUGAGGCACCUUGUUUACUCUUUCUGUUUCAAUACGUUCUAUUAGAUGCCAUAUUAAUUUAAAUUAAUGUCUUUUCAGAACGUACGAAUGUGAUAAAAAACCAUUUUUGGUGCAGUAUCUCUUUUAUUUAUUCACUAUGUAGCUUUAAAAGUAUUCAAAUAAUUGAAGCAAAAUUGCUAAUUUCUUAUAUGCAAUUCAACUCUACACGUGCUUCUGUUCAGUAAACCCUUGCAAGGAAGAAUAGACGUUUUAAGAGUCAGAUAGCAAUGAACAAAAUUUCAAGGGUGUUGGUUUGGCAAAAGCACCCCAGAUUUUUCUUAGUUCAUUUAGAAAAAAUUGAAAACUGUUUUUAGCGCUUUUGUCGUUAAAAUUUUGUCGUAUGACAGGAAAUUUGCUUGUUUCUCAAGGAUAUCCCCCCCCACCCACCUGAAACAUGAAGUCCCGCCUCUGUCAGAUUGUAUUGUGAAUUGUGAAUACACUAGGUAUUUCAUUGAAGAACGACAAAGAGUCUGUUCCUACUCAAAUGGCUUCCAGGGGUUGCUGUAUACUUUUAUGCAGGUUAUGUGGUGCUUCCGCUUUAUAUGAUAAUUUCAAAGGUGAAUUUCUAGAAGAACAAAUAUCUAUAAAGGAUUAAAUGUUCAUACUUUGCGUCUAAAAUAGGCUACAUUAAUAAUGCUUUUACUUGGUACUUACACUUUUAAAAUACUUACUUCUAAUAACCUUUGUUUUAACAAUCUGCUCUACGUUGUACUAUAUCCUCUUGCGGGAUUUUAUAGGACUGCAAAUUAAAUUAAAUGUGACACGCUUCAAGGUUGGGGAACUGUUUUCAUUUGAAAUCAGCUCUUCGGUAUCACUUUCCCCUGCAAAGUCCAAGCUAUCUGCUUCGUCAUUUAUCUCAACAUUACUUCCAACUUUCCUUUCCUGUUCCUCUCCAGAGCCAUUAACGGCAUUUUUCUUUGUUGAAAAGUGGUCAUUACAUGUAAAAUCAUGGCAUACACCUGGUGAUGAUAAAUCUACGUUUGCAAAGUUAUCACAAACACCUGAAGAUAGGGGCUCAUCAGCUAAAAUUUGGUUAUAUGUAUGAUCAUCAGCAUAACUUGCUGCCUCCACUUCGUCUCAGUCCCAUUCAAAUUCAUUCUCCUCUUCCUCUGUCUUUUUAACAUUGACCUGAUGCAUAGGAUCUGUUUCAUGAAAUGUUGCUGCAUUUCCUUCUGUUAAUUUCUCAUGACGACUGUUUGGAAAAAAUUUAAUACUAAAGACUGCCUUCCUAUGGCAUCAAAAUUCACUUACAAACCAGUGUCAUUUCCCCUUUAGAAAGUUUCCAUUACCAACUUCGUUUUGCAGGUCGAUAGCCUGCAAGUAAGCAAUAUCACAUGCAUUGUUAUUAUCCAGCCAAAGAAAAGAAAGAAUUAAUGACCCCGAUGUAGCAUUUUCAAUAUUUUCUUGCGUACUUCCAGCUACCCUCCCUUCAAAUGGGGCGAAGAAAUCAUGGUGAAAGAGGUUGCCACGAGCAGCAACCAUGUGUGCCAUGUCACAAACUAAAACAUUUGGUUACUAACACAUUUCAGACUCCUUAAAGGUCAUAUGCAAUCAAAGCAUUUUUUUGUUGAAAAUUAAUAAUUACGCUAUGUAGAUUUCAGAUUUUCAAACAAAAUUUUAAAUUGAUUUGAAUAACCUGUUAAAAUUAGCACCUGAUUUCUGUUUUCCUUACAAAUUUUGUUAAAAAGCCGCGCUAGCAAAAGGGCUUGGAAGUAGCGAAGGUGUGACAUAAGAUGAGUCACAAAAUAGCCCCAUGUGGAUACGCGAACGUAAGAUGAUAACAGACUACUAUACUUGAAUUUGGGUCUUCGUCGUCGUCGAAUAUUGUUAUCAUAAUGCCUAUCAUAAUAUCAUAAUGCCUAGAAGGUGCAUUGUUUAUGGUUGUGGAGAAUCGGCUAGUGCAGCAAAAGGAGUAUCGGUUCACAUUAUACCUUACUUCGGGGAUAAGACGCCUAUUGCAGUUAGUCGAAGGAAGAGAUGGACUGAUUUCGUCGAGAGAACAUGGAAGAAUUGGAAAGCGACGAAAACAUCAGGGGUUUGCUCAAAACAUUUUAAAACUGAAGACUUUGGGCAGCCCUACGUUUCGCAAGAUGCUCUACCUGGCUUUGAAGGGUCAUUUAGAAGAUCUCUCUCUCAGGAUGAAUAUGGAAUUUGUUCAUAUCCAGCAAUAUAUCCACCGACAAUUGCUGAAGCCUCAACGUCGAAAAGUGUAUCAACACAUACUAGUAGGCUCAUCGACAGGUUAGAAGCUUGUUUUCUUUUUCGCUUUACCGAUACAUUUGUUCUUCGUAUGUUAGAAAGCUAAUAGUGGAAAAUGUAUUUUUAACAAAAAUCUUCUCGUCAACAGAUCAUUCGCGAAGCAAUGCGUGAUUGCAAUGCACCGACAGCUUCCGAAGAUGCACCUGAGACCGGGUCUAGGUCAAAUACUUCCCGUGAUCGGCAAGCCUUAGAAAGCAACGAUAAUGAUUUCUUUGAACCUGUUUCUUGUGUGGAAGAUGAACAGGUAAGCAAUUCUUUCUUGGUAAUCAUUAUUUCAAUAAAGUGACUAAUUGUUAGAUGGGUACAUUUUGUUGUUUCAAAGCGGUUUGCUGAUUACAAAGUGAUGGGCAAGUCUUUUGAUAAUUGAUUACCCGGAUUUUUUAUAGAUUUUACAACGGGUAUUGCCUUUGCCUUGUAAAACUCAUGAAUAUAUAUAUUGAUUUUUAAUGUAUGUUAUUUGGCAGAGCAUUAAGGGUGCAGAAGGGGGUUCAUUUUUUGCAAGGGGGGACUAAAAGCAGUAUUUUUCGUAAAAAUUCCAACCAAGUAGGAUUCUUUUUCUUAUUUUUCAGACAUAUAUAAUACUGUAGGGGCCCCAACAAAUGCAAACUUGCUGCGCAUCAUUAUUAUCAUUUCUUUUUUUGCAUUGAUUAUCAUCAAAUCUGUUGGUUCAAUAAUUUCUAGUGACAUGUAUUUCUCUUUUAGUUCCAAGAGACUUCAACAGAAAAAGACCCCUGUCUAGGCUGCAAAAGACUAUCAUCAGAUAACCUGAGGCUGAAAAACCUUUGGUUGGGUGCAAAGCACAAAUUAAAGUUAGAGAGAAAUGAAAAAUCAAGGCGAACCUCCUCGAAACAAACCACCACCCCUUGAAUAAGCCCCCAUGGGUACUGUAAAACCUCGAAUUGGACCCCUCAAUUUGAUGAUUUUCCCAUCUGAGAUUGCCUUUGGUGUUUUAUUGGAUUACCACAAAAAUUGCUACUUUUAGUACUAAUUAAUUAAAUGUGCAUAAAGAAAUUCCUACUAAAAAUGAGGUCUUUCAAUAAUGUCUUCUUAAUAUCUACAAUAAUUUUAUAAGGCCACCCUCGUAAAGGCCCCUCUCAAAUAAGCCCCCAUCAAAAAGUAUCAAAAAUAACAAGUCCCCAGGGGACUAAUUCGAGGAUUUACAGUAAUCAUGUUUUACUAUCACAUUUGACCUUUGAUAAAAUGACAUUUGACCUUGAAAAGCUUUGAUAAAAUGUCAGAACUUGAAAAGAUAACAAUUCCUCUGGCAUACUUUCCUUGUAGAUGAAAAGUGUAUGAUCAAAUUUGACCUAUAAGACUCCUUCUACAGAGCCAAUAGUUUGAAAUAAUAACACUUCAAGAUCUAUCAUUUCUUUGACAAAAAGGUUACAUGUCAGUGAUGUUAGUCUUGAGGAAAGUGAUCAUGAAGAGCUUACAGUGCUAAAUAGUGACAACGAUGAUGAUGAUGAUGAUGAUGACAAUGAUAAUGCAAUGGAAACUGAUAUCAAUGUGGAUGAUGAAGAGGAUGAAUAUAUUGUUGAGGAGGAGGGUGAUGAUGUUGAAGACUCAGAUGAUGCCAUAAACAACAAGGCUAGUGAAAAUGGAUCAGGGACAGUGCGCACAGAGCCCAAGUUCAUAGUUUUCCUCUCUCAGCUGCUUCUAUUGCUUCGUGUUUGUCAUACUUGUAAAGCUGAUGGUCUCCUGACAACAUAUAGAGUCAUUGGGACAAUGAUAGAAGUAUCAACUUUGUGUGCCAAUCCUAUGUGCUCCAAAAAGAAAACAUGUGGAAAAGUCAGCCUGAUAUGCCAGGAACAAAAAUACCUGCAGGAAACUUUCUCCUUUCAUUUGCGAUUAUGGUGGCUGGUACAUCUGCUACAAAAGUUUCAACAGUUUUUAACCAUAUGGGGCUUGCAUGCAUUUCUCUUCGUACAUAUUAUCAUCAUCAAAAGGAGAAGUUAUUUCCAUCAAUCUUUGUGAAUUGAAAAAAAUACCAGCAGCAAUUAUUAAACAAAAUAAAUAACAUUGGCGAGAAACUCAUUGUGACUGUGGAUGCACGCCAUGAUAGGUCAACAAGAAAUACAACCCCUCAGGUUGCGAAGCGUGACGUCAUACAAUCGCCUUUUCGUGCGGCACCGAAUUCGCGUUUAGCGGCUUAGAUUGAAGUUGCAAUGCAAUGGCGGCCGAGUUCUUGCAGCUUCAGGUAGAGCAACAGGUGGUCAAAGGAGCAAUGAAUAAAAUCUCAAGAAGUACGUGUUGUACAGUGUAUUUGUUAUGCGUACUCCAUUUCUUUAUUCCAGCUAUAUUUUUGUUUGAAUCACAUAAAUAUAAUAAUUACGCUCGCUUUUCUAAGCCCUAAAGAGACGCAGAAAAAAACACUGAGUAUUUGCUUUUAGAAAUUAGAAGACACAAUUAAUCUUACAAAUAUUUGAGAGAAGAAAAAGUGCCACCAAUCAUUUUUAGGCUAUCUUUAUGCAACAAAUUGCACUGCAAUUAAUUUUCUGUGCUUUUUCAAAAUCUUGCCUACCCCUAGAUCUAAGAAAUUUUUCAAGAAACUGCAAGUAUUCUUGUUCAUAUAAAUCUUACUGUAUGAAUCACUACUGGUUAGACUUCUAACGUAACAUAACAAAUUAUUAGAAUUCAUAAUGCAAUUUUUGAAACACCUUCAGUUUUAGCAUUUUUGCAGUAAGAUUUUGUGAAUUGCUACUGAUUAAA
Molecule: messenger RNA, 8136 nt
Organism: Rhopilema esculentum
Lineage: Eukaryota; Metazoa; Cnidaria; Scyphozoa; Rhizostomeae; Rhizostomatidae
Source: RefSeq, a predicted model, not a curated record